AUGACGCCUCUCCCGGACGAUCGCGACCGGCUGAACGCGCCGCUGCUCGGCGCGGACGCGGACCGCGGGGCAGACGAGGCUGGCGAGGCGAGAAUUAGAAUCGAGAUCGACGGCGACGACGACGACGCCGACGUCGACGUCGCGUCCCCGACGCGCGACGCGAAGGAGGAGGAGGACGACGACGACGCGUACCGAUGGCCGCCGCCGUACCUCCCCGCGAGCGCGAACGCUGGGCACGAGACGUUCGAUUACGAGCCGAUGCGCAACGACGUGACGCUCGAGUCGGACUACCUGGACGACCACGACCGCGUCGGGCGAACGACGACGUCGCCGACGCCUCGGAACGCGCGUACUUCGACGACGGAGCGACGCAGGAUAUGGGGCUACACCGGCCUCACCGCGGCGAAGUACGCGAUCGCGCUCGUCGUCGGCGUCGCCGUCGGCCUCAUCGCGUUCGUCAUCGACGUCUCCGUGGACUACGCGUACGACUUCAAAGGGUGGCUCGUGCGUCGGCAUUUCGCAGAAGACGCGUCCUCGCCCGCGCCCGUCUACGCAUACGCCGCGUCGUGCCUCCUCCUCGUCGUCGUCGCGUCGUCGCUCGUGCUGUUCUGGGCGCCGCAAGCCGCGGGUGGCGGCGUAACGCUCGUGAUGGCGACGUUAAACGGAACGCACAUCCCGAGGGCGUUAGGAUGGCGCGCGCUCGUCGCCAAGGUGGUGGGCGUGACGUGCGCGUGCGGAAGCGGGCUCGCGGUGGGGCCGGAGGGGCCGAUGGUGCACAUCGGCGCCGCGGUCGCGUCCGUGGUGACGACCGCGCUGCCGUACUUGUUUUUGGGCGAGGUCCGAGGGAGGGAGAAGAGAUCAGAGAGGGAUAGGGGGCGCGGGGGAGGAGGGAAAGACGGCGGCGACCGCGACCGCGGGGGGAGAGGGGGAGGGGGCGUCGCGGCGGGGAGGAAGGAGAGACGUCGGCGGCGACGCGACGGCGACGGCGACGGCGACGGCGACGGCGACGGCGACGGCGGCGACGGCGAUUGCGACGACGGCGACGCGACGACGGACUUGUACGCGCGGCUCGACGACGCGGAGGCGUUCAACCGUCGAAGAAGCGCUUCGGCGGGGGACGCGCGACGACGCGGCGGCGGCGGCGGCGGACGGAGCGGGAGCGGUCGGCCGCGGCCGCGGCGGCGGACGGUGUGGGGCAGCGGCGUCUCCCUCGACGCCGCCGCGGACGCGCCAAACGGCGGCGCGACGGCCGACGGUUCGUCUUCCCCAAUCGUCGUCGCGCGACGGACGCACUACUCGAGACUCCUCCUGGACCUCGCGUCGCACGCGACGCGGCGGGAGUUCGUUUCCGCGGGCGCCGCCGCCGGCCUCGCCGCCGCGUUCGGCGCGCCCAUCGGCGGCGUCCUCUUCUCCCUCGAGGAGGCGUCGUCGUUCUGGUCGCGGAAGGUGAUGUGGCGGUCGUUCAUCUGCGUCUCCGGCGCGACGUUCGUGCUCGCGCUGCUCCUCGAGCACGGCGAGGCGGGCACGUUGUUCAUGGAGGGGGUGCGACCGGUGGUGGCGACGGACUACCUGAGGCAGCUGCCGCUGUUCGUCGUCACCGCCGCUUUAACGGGCGCCGCGGGCGUCGCGUUCAACUCGCUCCAGGGCGUCCUGACGCGCGUGCGGCCGCGCGACGACGGCGGAAGCAAAGGGCUGCGGCUGCUGGAGUGCGUCCUCGCGACGAUCGCGACGGUGUCGGCGCGAUUCGCGGCGUCGAAGUUUUUCGGCGCGUGCGUCGCGGCGCCGGACGGGUGGCGCGACGGCGGCUUCGGCGUGCGGUUCGCGUGCGACGACGGCCAGGUCAACGACGUCGCGACCGCGAUGUUCUCCUCGCCGAACGACGCGAUCGGAUGGAUGCUCUCGAUGGGAGGGGGGCCUGGUCGAGAGGAGGAGGAGUCCUCGAGGAGUCCGGUCUACGGGUUCACCCCGCGAGGGUUGGGCGCGACGUUCGCGACGUAUCUGCUCAUGAUGGUCGCCGCGUUCGGCACCGCCGUCCCCGGCGGCGUCUUCAUGCCCUCCAUCUUUCUCGGCGCGAGCGGCGGCGGCGCCUGCGGGUUACUCUUCCGCGCGGCGCUCCCGGCGUCGUGGGACGUUCAGCCCGGUCUGUACGCGCUCAUCGGCGCCACCGCGACUUUGGGCGGCGUGUUUCGAUCCAGCAUAUCCCUCGUCGUGAUCAUGGUCGAGGGCACCGGCGGCAUCUCGUUCAUCUUUUGCAUCAUCGUCGCCGUCGUCGUGUCCAACGCCGUUAGCGGAUUCUUCGGCCGCCACGGCGUCUAUCACGCGGAUCUAAAUCGGAGGACCGACCGCGUCGCGUUCCUCAGCGGCGAGCCUCCGAGGGCGCUGAACGCGCUCGCGGCGAGAGACCUCACGGCGGGAGGACCGUCGUCGCGGUUGCGGCGCGUCCACGCGACGCGCACGACGGCGCGCGUCGCUCGCGAGCUGCUGCGCGAUACGACGCACAACGGCUUCCCCGUCGUGGAAGACGACGGCCGGGUCGUCGGCCUGAUCCUCCGGUCGCAGCUCGCGGUGCUGCUUCACGCGCCGCCCGCGCACGCGGCGCCGGGGGCGAGCGCGGACGCGCGGCGGGUUCUGGACGCGUACAUGCGCGUGGCGCACCUUCGCGAGGACGAGCUCCCGCGGCCGAUUCGCAUCGCGGACCGCGUCCGCGGCGUCGUUUCUGGAUCGAAUUCGAAUAAUUCACGCGACGACGACGUCACCGCGAGGGGCGGCACGACGCACUCCGCGGUGACGUCCGAGAGCCUCCGCGCGCACCGACGCCGCGGGUCCUUCGCGGAGCGCGGGAGUCCGUCGAGGCCGGGCGUUCUCGCGUCGUCGUCGUCGCCCGCGCGGGAUCGGUUCUUGUUCGACUCGAUCGAGAGCAGCGGUUUGGAGGGCGGGAACGCGCACGACGAUGACGACGACGGCGACGACGACGACGCGGCGGCGGCGCUGCGGCGGCCGCGCGCGCCGCGCGACAGCGGCGGGUUCGGGUCCGAGAUCGCCGUGGGCCCCGUCGGGAGCCCCCCCCGCGGCGGCGGCGGCGGCGGCGGCGGGGACUUACACUUCGAGUCGCUUCCGGCGUUGGCGCGGGAUGACGUGGCGGAAGAUACGACGCGCGGCGGCGUCGUAUUGGACGACGGCGCGUUGUUGGACGUCGCCGCGUACAUGCGACGGUCGCCGCUGGCGGUGAAGGAGGACUUCCCCGCGACGCGCGUCCACGGGCUGUUCUGCGCGCUGGGUUUGCGGCAUCUGAUCGUGACGGACGACGAGAACGUCGUCGUCGGGGUCAUCACCAGAAAGGACGUCAUGCGCGCGAUCGACCGGCGGUAG
Molecule: messenger RNA, 3369 nt
Organism: Micromonas pusilla CCMP1545
Lineage: Eukaryota; Viridiplantae; Chlorophyta; Mamiellophyceae; Mamiellales; Mamiellaceae
Product: chloride Carrier/Channel family
Exons: 2
Coding region: 1-3369 (1122 amino acids)
Biological process (GO): chloride transport; transmembrane transport
Cellular component (GO): membrane; intracellular membrane-bounded organelle
Molecular function (GO): voltage-gated chloride channel activity
Source: RefSeq, a predicted model, not a curated record